GCGGCGAUGGUCGCCGAGCGCGAGGCCAGGGCGAAGGCUGAGGAGGAGACGGCGGCGCGCGAGGCUGAGGAGAAGGCGGAGCUCGUUCGAAGGAUCCGUUCGGAGGAGGACGCCGACCUUCGCGCCGCGCUCGAGGCUUCCGCGGCCGAGGACGCGGCGAAGAAGGCUGCGGUGGAAGAGGCCGAGGCUCAAGAGGCUGCGGAGAUGGAGGCGGCCAUCGCGGCGUCCCUCGCGGCGGAAGCGGAGGCUAAGAGGUUCGCCGAUGAAGUCGCGAAAAAAGAGGCGGAGGAGCUCGCCGAGGCUGAACGAGUCAACGCCAUCGAGCUGGAGAAGGCUGAGUACGCCGCCGCCACGCGAUCUUCAGAAAUCUACGACGGAAGAUCUUCCAACGGCAGCGACGGCGAUGAACCCGUCAACGAGGCGAAGAGGAUCGAGAACAAUCUGGCGAGGAAACCCCUGGGCGGCGGCGGCGGGCAGGUUGUCAAGCUCCCGGCCAUCGGUAAGACGGGCCUGCCCCCGGUGGGCCGCCUCCCAAAGAUAACCGCGUCCGGCGGCGUCGGUGGGACCGCGAUCAGGUCGGCGGGGUGCACGGCGCCGGCGUCCGUCGACUUUGCCCCGGCGUUCACCUCCUCGUCCGUGCGCGAGGCGGCGGCGGCGGCGGCGGCGGCGCAGAAGAACAUGCUCAGGGGCCAAGGCGUCGCGGAUGGCGGCGGCGCAUCCACCCCGGCUGCGUCGCCCGAGAGGGAGAGGGCCUUCAUAGACGAGCAGAGGAGGCUCCUGGUGGCGAAGAAGAACGCCGAGCGCGAACGCGAGCUGCAGGAGUGGAGCGUCUCGAGCAUGAACCCGCUGUUCGACGAUUCGUCCAGGCCGUCCACCGCGGCGAGCGUUCGCAUGCGUCCGAUGGUGGAACCCGUCGGGCCGGGCGUCAACUCUGCGGGACUGACGGAUGAGGAACAGGCGGCCAAGCGCGAGGCGCUCAGGCUGGAGCUGGCGAAGAAGAUGAAGGAGGAGCUCAACGCGAAGCGCAUGGGGACGGUGCAGGCGUGGGGUGAGCCCGCCGAGCAGCAAGUGUAGACCCGUAAGUUGAAUCGGCGAGAACCAAACUGCC
Molecule: messenger RNA, 1108 nt
Organism: Micromonas commoda
Lineage: Eukaryota; Viridiplantae; Chlorophyta; Mamiellophyceae; Mamiellales; Mamiellaceae
Exons: 1
Coding region: 7-1074 (355 amino acids)
Source: RefSeq, a predicted model, not a curated record